This is a messenger RNA of Onthophagus taurus, 1857 nucleotides long. Its product is annotated as facilitated trehalose transporter Tret1-like. Gene Ontology annotation, cellular component: membrane. Gene Ontology annotation, biological process: transmembrane transport; carbohydrate transport. Gene Ontology annotation, molecular function: sugar transmembrane transporter activity. The record is from RefSeq and is a predicted model, not a curated record. NCBI's taxonomy places the organism in Eukaryota, Metazoa, Arthropoda, Insecta, Coleoptera, Scarabaeidae.
CAGUAACAAUUCGUUUUGAACAAAAAUAACGAACUGAACUCUCGGAAAUUUAUCUCUCUUCAAAUUGCGAAAUGUAAUAUACUGAUAAAAAUCAUAUUUACGCAUCCAAAUCGGUUUGUAUUAGAUUGGUUUUGGUGUGGAAUGGAUGUUUAAAGUUUUUCAUUAAAACGAUAAAUUAAUUUUUUUAAUAAGUCAUGAGUGUUAAUAACCAAUAUACCCCCGUUCAAACCACUGUUGAUAACACGCAAGAAGAGGAUGAUAUAGGAGAGGAUGUCGCCAAGAAAUCCGUCAGUGACACGAUGGGUGCUGAAGAAACUUGUGGAAGUGAUAGCAGCAACAGCAAAACAUUUUUGUAUCUAACAGCUUGUAUAGCAAAUUUAGCAUCAUUCACCUGCGGAAUAGCAUUAGGUUGGACAUCACCAGUAUUACCACAACUCAGUGGAAACUUUACAGUCCUCCCAGAGCCACUUACAACAGAUCAAUCAUCAUGGAUUGGAAGUUUAUUACCAGUCGGUGCAUCAUUAGGUCCAUUUUUAGCCGGAUAUCUAGCCGAUAAACUCGGAAGAAAGAAAACAAUUUUAAUAUCAACGGCUCCAUUUCUAGUUGCGUUUAUUCUUUUUGGUUUAGCCUCAUCUGUUUAUGAAUUUUAUAUAGGAAGAUUUCUUUGCGGGGUUGGAUCUGGUGGACUUUUCACAGUUCUUCCAAUGUAUAUGGGUGAAAUAGCUGAAGAUUCAGUAAGAGGAGCUUUAGGAUCACUGAUGCAAUUAUUUAUUACGUUAGGAAUUCUUUUCUCGUUUUCAAUUGGUCCAUACACGACAAUUUCGGUGUUCAGCAUGGUUUGCGUUAUAAUACCGUCGAUAUUUUUUGUGGUUUUUAUAGUUUUCUCACCAGAUUCGCCAUAUUUUUUAAUUUCCGUUAAUAAAAAUAACGAAGCUGAAACCGCCUUAAUGAAGUUACGAUCAAAAAAGAACGUCACAAAAGAAUUAGAGGUUAUGAUUGGGAAUAUUGCGGAAUCAAAAGCUUCGAAUGCAACUUUUAUGGACAUUUUUAAAACUAACGUGUUAAGAAAAGCAUUAAUUCUUUCGGUGGGUUUGGUAGCUUUUCAACAACUUUCUGGAAUUAACGUUAUUUUAUUUUAUACGGAAACUAUUUUUGAUGCAACGGGGAGCUCAAUUCCUUCGGAUAUUUCAACGAUUUUAGUUGGAUUAGUUCAAGUUUCUUUCAGUGGAAUCACACCUUUACUCGUUGAUCGAAAAGGAAAAAGAUUUUUAUUGAUAUUUUCCGGAAUUGGGAUGGCUUUAUCACAAUUUGCGUUGGGUUAUUAUUUUCAAAGAAUAGAAACGAAAUUAUCAACGGAUUCUAUAUUUUGGUUACCAGUUCUUUGCUUAAUUUUAUACAACGCUACUUAUUGUAUGGGUUUUGGACCAUUACCGUGGGCCGUAAUGGGAGAGUUAUUCCCACCGAAUGUCAAAUCAGCAGCUUCAACGGUUACAGCAUCCGGAUGUUGGAUUUUAGCAUUCGUUAUAACGAGAUAUUUCAAAAACGUUAGUGAUUUAGUUGGGAUUGGAAUUAGUUUUUAUAUGUUUGGAGGAUUUUGUAUUAUAGCGGCCACCUUUGUUUAUAAAUUACUUCCGGAAACUUCUGGAAAGAGCUUAAAUGAAGUUCAAGCUUUAUUGGAAGGAAAAGCUAAGUGAAACAAAAAAAUUACGUUAUUAAUUAGGUAUUUAAAUUGGGUUUCUUCGAUGUAUAAAAAUUAAUUAAAUUAGUUUGUAUGAAAUUAAAGAAGUUUUUUGGGAGCUGUGAUAUUGUUACUAUUUUAUAAAUUUUAUAGAAUAAAAUUUGAAUUAUCAAAAUGAA